AACAGCCCUAUCUUGUCUUACAGAAUUAGAAAUGAUUGCUCAGGGAAAUUAAGCCACCUACUUGAGGCCACUCAGCUGUUAGGGCGGAGCAGGUCUUCUCCCCUGGGUCCCAGCUCUCCUCUCUUCCCCUUGGGUUCCCAGGUUCCCCACCCUAACUAACAGAGGGGCCCAGGAAAGAUGCACACCUGUCCUGUCUCAGCAGGGCCAGGGGCUAUGUCUCUCAUCUCAUGGCUUCGGUGGAACGAGGCCCCAUCCCGACUGUCCUCCAGGAGCCCUGCUGAAAUGGUGCUGGAGACACUUAUGAUGGAGCUGACGGGCCAGAUGCGAGAGGCUGAGAGGCAGCAGCGGGAGCGCAGCACUGCAGUCAGGAAGGUCUGCACCGGUGUGGACUACAGCUGGCUGGCCAGCACACCCCGGCCCACCUAUGACCUCAGCCCCAGUGAGCGGCUGCAGCUGGAGGAUGUCUGCGUUAAGAUCCACCCAUCCUAUUGUGGGCCUGCCAUCCUCAGGUUCCGGCAGCUGUUGGCGGAGCAGGAGCCCGAGGUGCAGGAGGUGUCCCAGAUUUUCCGCUCGGUGCUGCAGGAGGUUCUGGAGAGGAUGAAGCAGGAAGAGGAGGCCCACAAGCUGACGCGCCAGUGGAGCCUGCGGCCCCGCGGCAGCCUGGCCACCUUCAAGACCCGCGCGCGCAUCUCCCCCUUCGCCAGCGACAUCAGGACCAUCUCCGAGGACGUGGAGCGGGACGCGCCGCCGCCACUGCGGUCCUGGAGCAUGCCCGAAUUCCGGGCGCCCAAAGCCAACUGACCGCGGCCGCUCCCCUGCCCAGAAGCGGAGCCGUCUGCAGGGGGAAUGAUAGGCCGGUGACUGGAGCGCCGGGCCCUGGAACCUCCUCACCUAGCCCUGAAGAGAAGACCCAAGAGGCGGCUGCAUCCCAAGACGCUGCUGUAAAAUGAAGCUCCAUCUUCUUCCUCUGGCCACAAAGCCGAGUUAGGUCGUAGAGCCGCACCGCCUUUGCCCUCUCCUGCGCGAGUCUGCGGGAGCAGCCCCUUCCCUAACUGGCGGAUUCAAGGUUUUGAAAGACAGACCAUUGCCCCAUCCUCAUCUCCUGCUUCUGUCUAAAAGGGGACAGUUGCCCUGCCUUUUUGCAAGACCUAGAUUCUCACCCCAAUUUCAGGGAUGUCCCAUUCACUCCCCUACCCCCAUCCCCAGUGCUAAGGGACCUGUUGGAUGGUAUCCAUUCUUGCUAGUGACUGGCUGAGCUCACCACUGCAGAUGGGUCACAGCCUUAUGGGCAGGCACAGCUGGAAGGGACCAGAGAGACAAUUAGAUCCACUCUUUUCAGCUAGUAAAUGUGGAACUUGAGGCUCAGACAGGGACACUUGUUUUGCCUUUAACUGCAGCCAGCUGCUCAUGAACAGUGAGAUUGUUCCUGCAAAAAUAAUGUCUGUUCUUGAGUUUGGAAUCCUGGGCUAUGAAGGGACAGAUCCAAAGGCUACAUCUCUACCUACCUGUGGCCUGAUCCAUCUCUUACCUUGGCACUGGGAUGAGAAUCUCAGCUGCUCUCCAAGAGGUGUAGCUAGGGGUGGAGGUAGGUUACUCAUUACCCCACGCCACAAUGUCAUCACAUGGUCUGUGGCCAGUCCCGAACAGCUUCUUUCAGAGGCUAAGCUCCAAGGUCUUCAGAUGCUCCUCUAAAGAGCCCAGGCUUGUCAAUUCCAGGGUGCCCCUUUCUGCAGCUGGUCACACCUGCUCUCUGGCUUUCUCCAGAAAGCGAUGCCCAAAUCCCUGACUGACCUUGAGGCAGCUGAGUGAAAUGUUCUAGAAGAGCUUCCUGCAGACUUCAUUGUCCUUCCAUUUUCUAACACGGUUAGGCCUUGAUGAUGGGUAUGUGGAUUACCCAAUGUGUGGAUCACCCAUGGAAAAUCUGGAAGGCCAGGCGGCCUUCCCACACACUCUGGGGUUGAAGUGGGGUGUGAGGGGGAUGGGUGGGGAAAGUGUCUACCCUCAACUACCAGUGCACAUGCGGAAAAUGCAAGUGGACCUUAAUAGUAGCCUCAAUAAAAUGCUAGGAGGAGAUAGAAUCAAUUGGGGGGGGGGGGGGAAUCUGUGUAUUCCCUCAGUGGAAACAAAGUUUUUUUGAAUGAUUUGGUUUUGAACUUCCCUUUUGGAGUUUUUUUUGAUUUUCACUUGAAUCUGGACGGAGAAUCAUAGGAUGGUGGAAAACCUCUGAUCUAACACUAUCAAGAAGAAACAGUUGAUUGGCUUAUUAAUUUAAUUGGUAGAUGUGAGAAUCACUUAAAAUAGGUAUCUUAAACAUCUUACAUAUUUUAUUUGAAGACAUAAAAAAGUUCACUCGAUUGCCAAAUUAUUUUUAUUUUUAUUUAUUUAUUUA
Molecule: messenger RNA, 2389 nt
Organism: Chlorocebus sabaeus (green monkey)
Lineage: Eukaryota; Metazoa; Chordata; Mammalia; Primates; Cercopithecidae
Gene: RD3
Product: RD3 regulator of GUCY2D
Biological process (GO): retina development in camera-type eye
Source: RefSeq, a predicted model, not a curated record